AUGGAGCGCCUCACAGAGGCAUCCUCAGAUGGAUGGGAACAGGUGGGCCAGGUGUGGGAGCCCGAUCCGGAGGGUCCUCAAGCUCGACUGCAUGAAGAACUGGAAGCCACCAUGAGGGAGGCACAGGAACACGGUUGCAAGGUGCAGUUUCUAAAGAAAGGCUGCCGGACUUUGAUGCAAGCCAAGUCACAGGAGUUCCGGAAGUUGGCCGAAACGCACGACGAGCGGCGGUGCACGAGGAAUGUGUUGGAGCUGUGGCGCUUGGUGCUGCGCGCCUCGCGCUUGCGGCGGCACCGGCUGCGCCGCGCCUGGGAGUCCUGGCAGCUAAUGCGAGCGGAGAACGUGAAGCUCACAGUCAUGUUGGAGGAUUGUAAAGAGCAGCAGGUGACGCUUCAGAGCGAGCUGAAGCGCUUCAAAGCGACUGCAGCUGGGCUCCUGUCGGCGUCUGCGCUGGUGGCGGCUGUGCUCUUUGUUCUGAGGGACAGACACUGGACGAAGAAGCUGACGCAGAGCCAACUGGAGCUGCAAGGAGAGUUAGAACGGAAGGAGACCCGGUGCAUGACGGAGCUGGACCAGACAGAGCAACGCCUGUUGAAGAGCAUGGAUGCCAAGGGUGAGCAACAGACGAUGAGAGUUCAGAAAGUCGAGAGGCGCCUGGAAGCUCGGGUGAAGGAUGGAGCCGAGGACGUCUUGGACCGGCUGACUGAGCUACAACAACAGCACAAUGAACAAUUUGAGCGUGCCCACCGUCGCAUCGACCAACUUCGGGACCGUGACGCGCGCGACGCCGACCCGCUCUGGCGCCUCUUCCGGCGGCUGCGGAGCCGAUUGUGA
Messenger RNA from Durusdinium trenchii, 834 nucleotides. The record is from the annotation of a GenBank genome assembly. Lineage: Eukaryota; Dinophyceae; Suessiales; Symbiodiniaceae.